This is a messenger RNA of Penicillium odoratum, 303 nucleotides long. RefSeq names its product NADH-quinone oxidoreductase. The record is from RefSeq and is a predicted model, not a curated record. Gene Ontology annotation, molecular function: oxidoreductase activity. Lineage: Eukaryota; Fungi; Ascomycota; Eurotiomycetes; Eurotiales; Aspergillaceae. Bases 1 to 303 code for a protein of 100 amino acids. The transcript has a single exon.
AUGAUUGCCGAGACUCUCCCCCAGGAGGUUCUGGCCAAGAUGUACGCUCCACCUAAGUCUCACUACCCCGUGGCGGACCCCAACAAGCUGCUGGAGUAUGAUGCCUUACUCUUGGGCAUUCCUACUUGUUUUGGAAACUUCCCCGCCCAGUGGAAGGCUUUCUGGGACAGCACUGGUAGCAUCUGGGCCUCUGGUGGCUACUGGGGCAAGUAUGCAGGUCUCUUUGUCUCAACCGGUGGUCAGGGUGGCGGCCAGGAGUCAACCGCUCUUGCUGCUAUGAGCACCUCGCGCACCAUGGCUUGA